AUGGUGGCUCCUCACCCUACUCUCAAGGCUACCUUUGCCGAGAGGGCUGCCACAGCCGCUCAUCCUCUCAACGCUUAUCUCUUCAAGUUGAUGGAUCUCAAAGCCUCGAACCUCUGCCUGAGCGCUGAUGUCGCCACCGCUCACGAACUUCUCUACUUUGCUGACAGGAUCGGCCCCGCCAUUGUCGUCCUCAAGACCCAUCACGACAUGGUGUCUGGAUGGGACUUUCACCCUGAGCGUGGUACCGGCGCCAAGCUCGCUGCUCUAGCACGCCGCCACGGCUUCCUCAUCUUUGAGGAUCGCAAGUUUGGAGAUAUCGGCAACACAGUCGAGCUGCAGUACACCAGCGGCUCGGCGCGCAUCAUUGAGUGGGCUCACAUUGUCAACGUCAACAUGGUUCCCGGCAAGGCCUCCGUCACCUCACUGGCCAACGCUGCCUCGAGAUGGCUUGAGCGUUAUCCUUGCGAGGUGCGAACCUCGGUAACCGUCGGGACUCCGACCACAGAGCAAUUCGACCACGAGCACGAGGAGCAGGAAGUCGCACCCGCGACACAAGACCUGCCACCCGUGUCUCGACGAGAAGAUGGCCGCAAGGGAAGCAUCGUUUCCGUCACCACCGUCACACAAAAAUACGAGUCCGCUCUGUCGCCGCGCCUGAACAAGGGUAUCAGCGAGAGCGACGAGAUGCUGUUCCCCGGUAUCGAGGAAGCCCCCCUGGAACGCGGCCUGCUCAUCCUCGCGCAAAUGUCGAGCGAGGGUAAUUUCAUGAACAAGGAGUAUACACAGGCCUGCGUUGAGGCUGCUCGCGAGCACAAGGACUUUGUCAUGGGUUUCGUGUCCCAAGAAGCUCUCAACGCCCAGGACGAUGAUGUAUUUGUGCACAUGACGCCCGGCUGCCAAUUGCCGCCCCAAGACGAGGUCAACGGCACGCUCAAGGGUGACGGCAAGGGCCAACAAUACAACACUCCCGCUAGCAUCAUUGGCGUUGCUGGCUCCGACAUUGCCAUUGUCGGACGCGGUAUCCUCAAGGCCAACGACCCGUAUGAGGAGGCCGAGCGAUAUAGAUCCGCCGCAUGGAAAGCAUACACGGAGAGAGUGCGGUGA
Messenger RNA from Cordyceps militaris CM01, 1104 nucleotides. RefSeq names its product orotidine 5'-phosphate decarboxylase. Gene Ontology annotation, molecular function: orotidine-5'-phosphate decarboxylase activity. Gene Ontology annotation, cellular component: cytosol. The transcript has a single exon. The record is from RefSeq and is a predicted model, not a curated record. Gene Ontology annotation, biological process: 'de novo' UMP biosynthetic process; 'de novo' pyrimidine nucleobase biosynthetic process. The coding region runs from base 1 to 1104 and encodes 367 amino acids. NCBI's taxonomy places the organism in Eukaryota, Fungi, Ascomycota, Sordariomycetes, Hypocreales, Cordycipitaceae.